AUGCCUAUAGAAUUUAAUUCGGCUGCUGAACGAGACUUGUGUGUUGUUGAAGAAAACGAUGAGAGAGACGAAGGAUGCAAGAAAAAGGAGAAUAUAUCGCUGUUUUUCGAAACAACAGCCGGCAUGCUUGCCCUUAUAUGCCCAUGUGGUAUUGUGGUAAAUAUGACAGAGAUGUUUACUUGUGAAUCACUAACACAAGUAUUCCUUUUCCUACUAAGAACCUUUUGUGAUAAUACCGAGGAUUUUGAGCUUGUGGGCUAGUCCCUUUCUUGAAGAACCAACGUCGAAAUGACAGUGCUGGGGCAAAGAUAUUAUUGGAAAAUGUGAAAUUCUUGGUGGACAUUUUCCAUGUAUCAAAACAUACGGAAGAAGUGUGUAUGCCUCCAAAUAAUCCUAAGUGUAAAUACCAUCCAUUUUUACCGGGAUUUGAUGCUAUCAGAGGCACAAAUACAGAAUCCUGUGAGCAAGGUUUCCGUAGAUUGAAUGAGUAUUUUAAACUGACAAGAAAGAUGUUACAAUUUAAGCGUAACGUUUUGUUUUGGUUUGUAAAUGAGCGAUUUAACAAUGAUUUAGAAUGUGAACUAAGACGUAAAGACCUAAUAUAA
Messenger RNA from Paramuricea clavata, 605 nucleotides. NCBI's taxonomy places the organism in Eukaryota, Metazoa, Cnidaria, Anthozoa, Malacalcyonacea, Plexauridae. The record is from the annotation of a GenBank genome assembly.